UCCGCGAGUUCGACCACAAAGGGUCCAAUGCAGACCGAUCGACCUUCCCAAGGCGAUGGAUUCCACGUCGUUCCCAUCACUAGUGACGUAGAUUCCCACAUCCCCAGCAAUUCGGAUCACCAGCGGGAACUGAUCCUUCAGAGUUCCCAAACAAGUCCAUGCUGUAACAGAGAUCUCCGCAAUCAGCCGCAGGCGAAUGCAGUUGGAGCAGCUGCCCUGAUUUUUUUGUCCGGAGGAAUUCACAUAGCCUGGAGCAUUGGGUUCAGCACUUUCUUAGAAGAAUGGGAAAUUACCACCCACGUUCGGAUUUGCUGGUUUAUAGGUGCGAUUAUAGGGGCCGCCCUUGGGGAUACUUUGAGCCGAUGGUUUCCCUAUAAAGUGCUAAUGGAAUUCUGUUCCCUGCUCACCAUGACUGGUGGAAUAUUGAUGGCUGUAAACAGAAUGGAUAUCGAUGCCAUGCUGGCAGCAAGAUAUUUGAAUGGAUUGGCCAAUGGUCUGGCCAUAGCGCCAACCUUGGCCAUAGCUGGUGAACUGUCGGUUUUCUACAAGAGAGGAACCCACACAUCUGCGGCGGAACAGUGGCCCACGACGAUUGGCAUCUUUGUCCAGAUCGUUUGCAGUAAUGUCUGGGAUGUCCAGAGUGACUUCACGGAAGAUCAAUUCCAAGGAUUAGUCAGUGGAAUCUUGGGUGCCAUCGCCCUGCUACUGGCCUUCCUGCUCUCUAUCGAAUCUCCGGUGGAUCUGCUGGAGCAGGGAAAUGAACAGGGUGCCAUCGAAGCAUUGAGCAGAUUGCAGAGACCGCGAGCCGUGACUGCUGAGACCUAUGAUCAGGUGAGAGAUCACAGGACCUAUUUGGACCAGCACAGAUCCUUGGGAAGACGUCAUGCCUUCCCAGCCCUCCUUCGACUGAUGGUGUUGAGGGUUCUUUAUGCCCUCAGUUUAAGUAUGGUUGUGGCAUUCACAUUAUCCUGGACCAGUACGGAGGUAUACGGAUUCAGUUGUGGACCCUAUGUGCUCUUCGGCUUACUGCGACUCGUUGGCAGCUGCUCGACCGCCUUUGCCCUGGAUUCUUUGGGCCGGAAAAUCCCCCUGCUUCUUGGACUCGUGAUCUCGGGAGGUCUGUGUGUUGGUCUAGCCAGCAGAUUUACGGGCAGCAACCUGCUCACAUUCUCCGACAGUCGAAUGGCCUUGUGGCUAUUGCUGAUCUACCAAUUAUUCGCCGGCAUUGCCUUUGCCCCCAGUUCAUCGUAUCUCUCGGAAGCAUUUCCACGACGCUUCAAAAGAACAGGAAUCGCGAUUUGCUACAUGGCUGAGAUGAUGGUCCAGCUGCUCAUCUGCUCACUUGUGGAUUUCAGUGCCAUCGGAACAGAUACCUCUUAUGUAGCAACUUAUUUUUUCAUUCUUGGAGGCUUACUCCUGGCAGGAUUCCUCUUCAGCGUUUGGUAUAUGCCGGAAACCAAGUACACCACUCUCCUGCAGGCGCAGUUCAAGUUCCAGGAGUUUGUUAUUCCGCCAUCCUAAAAGUAGGCAACUCAAAGAUAAUCGACAACAAAACAAGACUAGCCAACCCGUAGAUAUAGCUAUGAAAUAAAUCUAAA
Molecule: messenger RNA, 1598 nt
Organism: Drosophila eugracilis
Lineage: Eukaryota; Metazoa; Arthropoda; Insecta; Diptera; Drosophilidae
Product: galactose-proton symporter
Exons: 3
Coding region: 28-1521 (497 amino acids)
Biological process (GO): transmembrane transport
Cellular component (GO): membrane
Molecular function (GO): transmembrane transporter activity
Source: RefSeq, a predicted model, not a curated record